This is a messenger RNA of Aspergillus aculeatus ATCC 16872, 2565 nucleotides long. RefSeq lists its product as uncharacterized. Bases 1 to 2565 code for a protein of 854 amino acids. Lineage: Eukaryota; Fungi; Ascomycota; Eurotiomycetes; Eurotiales; Aspergillaceae. The record is from RefSeq and is a predicted model, not a curated record. The transcript is spliced from 2 exons.
AUGCCCAGCCUGGCGAAUGCUGGCACCUCUGUCGCCUCACCAGAACACUUGGAUCCGCCCCAGUUGAGGGCCCACAAGUCUCUACGUCGCCGGCCAAAUGUUCUCUUGAAUUCUCCAUCCGCCGCCCAAACAAUAAAACCAGUGGGCCACAAUGGCCCCCCGUCAGGGACAGCCUCUCUACCACCAGCUCCCGUUCGUCCCUUGACGCCUCCCGCGGUCGCCUCAACUGAAGAUUCCAACACCCACGGGGCGCAUAUCGCAACACCACCUUCUUUACUCUCUGUGAGCGAUGCGAUAACCCCGAGGCCAUCGCAUCCUCCCACGCCCGAAACCACCCCUCCUCAAGUCGCAGCCUCGGCUCAGCGUCCGGCCCUCAAGCAACUCGCCCAGUCCUUCUCCUCGUCUCGGGCGGAUUCCUUUCGGACUGCGCUGGAAGUUAUCUCAGAUGCUGGAACUGAAACCCCGUCUCGGUCAGCUCGGUCCUCCUCGUUUGUAACCAGACAGAGCGAUCCGUCCGACCACAGCGACACGCGAAGCGGAGAAACAACACCGAUACCAACUCAUACUCCUAAUCGGAUGCGUUCCGCGACACCAGAGAUGUCCACGGCAGAGAGUCGGCAAGAUGCGACACGAAAUCCACCGGCACCUGCUCCCCGUCAAAAGGGAUCUGCAUCUAGCCGUAUCGACCGUGACUCAGACACAGCGGAACACCUAUUUUACAUGGUCGGGUCGGAUGCAGACAGCACGGACGUGCUUCCCGUCCGCUCGAAAAGCGUACGAAGGCAGGGGGCUGACUCGCACGAGCCUGUAGGUGGAUUGUCAAUCGAGCAGUUCCGAGAACAAAUCGGCUGGCCCCAGACCGAGCCUAUUACAGCCGAGCCAGACGCCUCGCGAAGAUUCUCCAAUGUGUCCACGACGUCCACCGUUGAGGUUAUGAUUAUUGACUCGCCACGAUCAACUCAACGAUCACUUCGUCACACUGAGAAGAGGAGCUCUCUCCGCUCAGUCAGCUCUCCCUUGACAAAAUCGGAACAUACCUCACUGGUCUCUAACCCGGACUCGCAGCAUCGGCUGGUUCAUAAGAGUGCGCGCAUCACAGAACAAGACCGUCGAAGUGUUGCUUCGGAGAUGUCGAUUUCGGGGGUUUCGACAAUGAGCUUUCUCCCGCCGAAUGUGGAAAUAGUACCGGUGGUGGUGAUACCCGAGCGGCGGUCGUCCCUGAAGUCCUCGACCUCGACCAGCCGGAAUACCUCCCAAAGUCGCUCCCGACAUUCGAGUCGACGAGCUCCGGUCGCCUCGGGCAGCCGCCCAGGCUCGCUGGAACCUCCGCGCCGCAAGGAGCGGACGCUGUCCGAUGCGAGCACCAACGCGGACAGGCGGGCGCAAUCUCGAGGCCGUAGCGAUGGUAGGCCGGUUAUCCCCCAGCGUAAUUCGUCGUUGUCUGCACCAACCAGCCGCAACAAUUCGCGGACCACGUCUCUCACCUCCAAGAGCCUACGGAAUCACACGAUGGCAAUGGAGCAAGAGACGCGAAAGAAGCCAGCGCCACUUCCUCUGUCCCAACCUGAGGGGUCGUCCCACGGCCGGGCUGCGCACGAUGUUCCAGAAGCCGCGAAAACGCAGUCCAUCAUCAUCGGUGUCGAAGAUAUGUCGCAUCUGCGGCCGCCAUCCAUGCCCUAUACCCAAGUCUCCAUCCAGUCAUCAUCUCCCGGCGUGAUCGAAAUCAGUGAAGCGAGGACGAUCGCCAUCUUCCCGCACAACAACGAGUCAUUAUUGCUGGUAGAGCCACUAUCACAACCUACCGCGCGUGAGCAGAUUCCUGAUAUAGCAUCCCAGGACAAGCCCCAAACGCCGGUCCCGUCGACGCAGUUCGAGGUGGAGUCACCGUUGAAGAACCCCCGCCAACCUCCCAAGCCGCCGGUCUGCCAAGUGUCGCCGCCAUCGCCCGUGCAAGACGCCAGUCGCCAACUGGGAGCCGCCGUGAGUGAAGCCGAAGCGAAUGGACGUCCGGCCCGUCGGUUCGGGUCCAUCCGACGUCCGUGGAUGAACCGCAAGGCGGACAACCCCGAGAUCGACGGGCGCCUGCAGCCCUUCUGGCGACCGCGUCGCUUCUGGGACGACUCGGAGACCGACACUUCCUCCCCCAACGGGACUCCCGUUGAAGACCGACACCACCACGAGCCCGACACGGUGAUCAAGAACUCGCUGGGGAUGCCGCAGCAGCGGACGGUGCUGGAGGGGCCGCCCAUCUCGCGCAACCCGGAGACCCGACGCCGGCUGGCCGGCCACCACCACGCUGCCAACCGCAGCACCCUGGUAGGCAGCAGCCAAGUGUUCACGCCGGAGGCCCUGUACUCGCAGACCUCCCUCCACCACCACCGGUUCCAGUCCCUGUCGUGGUGGCGAUUGCGGCUGCGGGCCGGCAAGGUGCGCAGCCUCCGCAAACGCAUGCGGCGGGUCUGGCAGCAGCACGGCGAACGUCGACGCGAAGCCAAGCGCGAGAAGCUGAAGCAGAGCAUCGGGGACGCGGUGCUGGUCGAUUCCAGCACAAGCCCAAGGCCAUAG